This is a messenger RNA of Spodoptera littoralis (African cotton leafworm), 2589 nucleotides long. NCBI's taxonomy places the organism in Eukaryota, Metazoa, Arthropoda, Insecta, Lepidoptera, Noctuidae. The record is from the annotation of a GenBank genome assembly.
AUGCACAUCCUGGAGAUCGGUGCUGACCAAGAUGGAGAUGAAAGUGGUAGCGCACGCGCUGCUGAAGCAGCAUUUCGCACAGUGCCCCGAGACCACACUACGUUCCUUGUUUGGAGAAUCACGGAAUCGAACACUGAAUUGUUGCCACGCAACCACUACGGCACAUUCUACGACGCUGAGGCUUACUUGGUAUACUCCUGUUCCCUACCUGGACAGCCAGCUGGCCCUGAUGUCAUACGCAGAGAAAUAAAGGAGAACGGCAAUGGGGAGCUACUAGAGCGUCACAUACACUCCUGGGGUGGCGAGCGAAGCGGAGCCCUGGCAGGACUUGCUCUACGUCGCGGCAUUCAGCUCGCCGCCUACCUCGCCGCCCCUACUGUUAUACACCGAGAGGCUGUUACCAAAGAAACCCCCAGACUCUUAUCUUACUUUAGAGACGGGAUAAGAAUCCUCCGAAGCGGCUCGGCUAACCUGAACGGCACUGCCCGUCUGUAUCGAGUGCGCGGUCGCCGACCAGUUCUGGUGCAAUUAGAGCCGGUCUCGUGGUCACAGCUGGCUACCGAUGGUGUCUUCGUCCUCGACACCUCGUCGCUACUAGUUCUGUGGCUCGGUCGGACCGCCAAUCUCGUCGAAAAGAUAUUUGGAGCCAAGAUUGCAUACCGGAUGGCUCGUGGAGCGGACAAGGGCAUGAUGGCGCGACGGAUAGCUAUUGCUCAUGAUGGGUACGAGCAAACAUUGCCUGCGUCCGACCGCGCCCUGCUGGAUGCACUGCUGGAGCUGCGGGCGCGAGCACUGCGCCCCGCGGCCCCGCCCGCCGACCCGCCGCGACCCGCGCGCCUCUACCGCGCCACACAGCCACCCCGCGUUGCACCUAUCACCGUGCCUUCUCAACGACCUGCUGCAAGGCUAGAAGAAAUCAAACGCGCACCCCUGUUCAGAGAGGACCUGGCUGAUGAUGGAGUGUAUAUAGUGGAUAGCGGCAGUCGUGGUGUGUGGGCGUGGGUGGGCCCUACUGCGACGGGUGCAGCGGCUCGUGGUGCUUUGGCAGCGGCGCGGGGACUGGCUCGAGCGCGGCGCAUGACGGUGCCAGUGUCGGCAGCCCCCGCCGGCCGGGAGCCCCUGGAGUUCGCAGCAUUGUUCCACAACUGGCGCUGGUGUGAUGCAAGGCGCGACGGAAGACUCCGUGCAGCUCGAUCUGCUACCACCAGACUCGAUGCCGUCAGUCUCGCUACAAAUGCCUGGCUCGCUGCUGAGGCUCAGCUGCCGGACGACGGGUCGGGCGCGCUGCGCGUGUGGCGCGUGCGGCGGCGGUCGGGCGACGCGGAGGACGUGAACAAGGAGGCGCUGGCCGAGGUGGAGCGCGCGCAGGCCGCCGUGUUCUACGACAGAGACUGCUACAUCGUGCUCUACACAUACCACGCGCCCACCGGCGACCAGACCGUGCUCUACUACUGGAUGGGUGGCUCUUCGCCCAAUGAUCUGAGGAAUUUGGGCGCGAAAGAAGCCAAAGACCUCUACACCAAAUUAGGGCGGUCUCCAGUACAGGCAUGGGUGUAUCAAGGAAAGGAACCCGCACACUUCCUUCAGAUCUUCAAAGGUCGAAUGAUCACAUAUGUCGGAAGUGCUACGGAUUAUGAUCCCACAGGACGUCGUGUGUUGGCUCCGUCUCGUGUGCUCAUCCGCGUGUCGGGACAGUACGCACGCGAGGCGCGGGGCGUGGAGGUGCGCGACGGGGGCGCGGGGGGCGGGGACGCAGGCAGCGGGGGCGCGUGCUACGUGCUACGUGACGGGGCGCGCGCGUGGGUGUGGUGCGCCGCCAGCGCCACGGGAGACGAGCGAGAGGUCGCCAAGAACAUGGCCGCCACUGAACACACGCUUGUCAUGCAAGGCAAAGAGAAGCCCGACUUCUGGACAGCUCUGGGCAAUCGUCGUCAUCUACUGGUGCCGUCUCCAUUGAAGGAAGUACAACGUCCCUUGCCACCGCGUCUAUUCUACGUAUCUCUGGGAGUACCAGCCCAAUAUUCAUUCGAGGAGAUAGUGUCGUUCAGUCAGUACGACCUGGCGCCCGAGAUGGUGGGCGUGGUGGACGCUCACGACGCAGUGUUCGUGUGGCUCGGUCAGCAUUGUUGCCCGCGCGCUAAGGAAGAUCCUCGGUCCAUUGCACUCGCCUAUCUCGCACAAGAUCCAGCUGCACGAGACGCAUGCACACCAAUACUGGCGCUAAGUCAGGGACGUGAGCCACCACAUUUCACCGGUUUCUUCCCACUUUGGAAGCAGUCCAUGUGGAAGGGUCAUAAAACGUUCAGUGCGAUCAUCAGUGCUUUAGAAGGCAAAGCUAUUAUCCAAAGUGGCAACAGCGCAAUACAAAGCGGCAACAGUGCUAACCGCUUCGAUCAGUACGAGAAAUAUCCGCUGGCAGUCCUGAAGGGGCCUAAGGAUCACUUGCCACCAGACGUUGAUCCUCUCACCAAAGAGCUCUACUUGACUCACGACGACUUCGUGUCUACGUUCAGCAUGCCCUACAAUGAGUUCCGGUCACUACCAGGUUGGAAGCAAAAGGACCUCAAGAAGUCGGUUGGAUUAUUUUGA